Stylophora pistillata is the source of this 1074-nucleotide messenger RNA. RefSeq names its product trace amine-associated receptor 1-like. The record is from RefSeq and is a predicted model, not a curated record. NCBI's taxonomy places the organism in Eukaryota, Metazoa, Cnidaria, Anthozoa, Scleractinia, Pocilloporidae.
AUGGCUUGCUAUGAUCUGUCGCUAACAUUCAUCAGAGCUUUCACUGCGAUAUGCUGGACGUCUGGAUUAUUAGCCUUUGCAGAAAAUCUUACAGUUAUUUUAACUGUACGAUACAUUCGCUCACUGCGACCUACAGCCCGAUAUUUUAUGGCAUCUCUCGCUGCAGCAGAACUUCUCUCGGGGAUCACGGCUAAUCUGUACUUUGUUCGAAAUUAUGCGAGAACCGAAGAUGCCUUCUUAAAAAUGGAGACUGCUGUAUGGUUCUUCACUACAACAUCUGUAACCUUCAGUUUGAGCAACGUUGCAGUGGAUAGAUUCGUCGCAAUUACUUCGCCUUUACAUUAUCAUGCUAAAAUGACAUUGAAUCGGUGCAUCAUCAUGAUAAUGCUUUCAUGGUUUCUUGCUCUCAUGGGUGUGUUUGCAGCUCUCCUUAUUCCUAUCAAACACUUAGUUAAGUUGUGGACGAGUGGAGGUAUCAUUUCUCUGUUCAUACCAUUUUGCAUAAUAGUUUUUUGCUAUUACAAAAUCUACAAAGUAACAAGAAAUACAUUUCCUGUGCAUGAAAACGUCACAGAUGCUCAACAAAUGGCGGAAAACAGGCGACAAAGAAAGACAGCAUGCACGUUUGGGAUCAUCACAGGAUUAUUUAUUGUUCUCUUCAUGCCGAGUUUUCUCAUCAGCAUGAUCCCUGUGACCAACGAAGUUAAUAUCGUAAAAGCGAAAUGCGACGGUUUCAGAAGAAAAUUUUGGCUCGCUUUUUCUGAUAUCUCAUACUUCAGUGCUGUUAUUGAUCCGUGGGUUUAUGUUAUUAGAAUGCCAGACUUUAGAGGUGCUUUGAAAGAACUAUUUCAAAGAAUGUGUCGUGUUUUGUCUCUUCCUUUGAACGACAGUAGUCUAAUGAGACAUUGGCCAGUUGCAGAAAGUGAAUCCCACUUGACCAUAAACUCAUGUUUAAUUUACUCUGUAACUAUUUUAUUACAGCUCAUACCAGUAUUUAACUCAUUACUCUACUCACUGAACAAAAUAAUCUUAAUACUGAAAGUGCACACUAUUAUGUUCAUCACAGAGUAGCAC